This is a messenger RNA of Entrophospora candida, 271 nucleotides long. Lineage: Eukaryota; Fungi; Glomeromycota; Glomeromycetes; Entrophosporales; Entrophosporaceae. The record is from the annotation of a GenBank genome assembly.
AUGAAAAGAGAAGAAUUUGCUCCUAAAAUAGAACGAUAUAAUGAAGCUCGAAAAACUCUCCAUGCAAAUGACCAAGGAGUAGUUCCAGAAAAUGGCAAGUGUGUUGCCAGAUUGAGCAGUCAAGAAGAAGCUUUGUCCAAAGCUCACCUGGUUAUCAAGCCAAAGAAAUCAAUUACUAAUCUCAAAGAUAAUGCACCAUGUCAUAAAGCAGCUGUGGCAAAUCAAUGGAAAGAGGAAAAUCGUGUUAUACUUCUCCCUUGGCCUGCUCAAA